Messenger RNA from Arachis ipaensis, 970 nucleotides. RefSeq names its product auxin-induced protein 15A-like. NCBI's taxonomy places the organism in Eukaryota, Viridiplantae, Streptophyta, Magnoliopsida, Fabales, Fabaceae. The record is from RefSeq and is a predicted model, not a curated record. Gene Ontology annotation, biological process: response to auxin.
AACAACUGCUUAAUCCUUGAGAGAGGCCUCUAGGACAAUACCAUGUGAUCUCUCGUGUAGUGAUGCGUAUGCAUUCCUAUCAUUUUCAAAAAUCUUUUAUCUUAGAAAUAGUUUUCCAAAGAAUCUUAAAAUCUAUAAAUACACUUGCUCUUGCCUUCAAAAACAACACAACUCAUUGGCAAUCUUAAGUGUCAAACACUUAAAAACACAUUCUUCUUAAACUUGGGAACUUUUCCUUGCUGUUAUUCUUACAUACUUCUUUAAAAAAAUGGGUUUCCGUUUACCUGUUAUUCGAAGGACAUCAUCAUUCUCAGCUAGCCAAGCAGCUUCUAAAUCUGUGGAAGUCCCAAAGGGGCAUCUAGCAGUGUAUGUCGGAGAGAAACAGAAGCGGUUUGUGAUCCCCGUUUCAUACUUGAACCAACCUUCAAUCCAAGACUUGUUGAGCCAAGCUGAGGAAGAGUUCGGAUAUGAUCAUCCUAUGGGAGGUCUAACAAUUCCUUUUCAAAGUAUUCUUUCAUCAACACAUACAAAAAUGGGUUUUCGUUUAGCUGGUAUCAGAAGAAAGCUAUCAUUUAAUUCAAACCAAGCAUCUUCAAAGGCUUUGGAAGUCCCAAAAGGCUAUCUUGCUGUCUAUGUUGGAGAGAAUAUGAAGCGGUUCGUGAUUCCCAUUUCGUAUUUGAACCAGACAUCAUUUCAAGAAUUACUAAGCCAAGCAGAAGAAGAAUUCGGAUAUGAUCAUCCAAUGGGUGGUCUCACUAUUCCAUGCAGUGAGGAAACCUUCUUGGACCUCACUUCUUGCUUCAACUGACUAUAAGUAAUUCCAAAGGAGACUGACAUAGAUUAGUUGAGACACAAUUUUGUAGUGGAAACUAGUAGCUAUCAUCUUAGUGAGAUGUCAAGGAUGUAAAUAUAUAUCAGAAUUUUUUUGCAAUUUCAAUGAAUUUAUAAACUUCGUCACGAAUUACUUAUA